AUGGGACUCCCCUGGCGCCCCAUCUCCUGGGCCUCGCUCGUUAUCGCCGUCUCUGUUACUUACCGGCAGCCCGUUUUCUCACGCCAGUUAUUCCUAUGGGCCUUUGCCAGCUCAUGGCUGCUGUCGUUCCUAGGGUGGGCCGUCUGGGCCAUCUUCCUCUGGCCUAAACUAUUCUCUUCACUGCGAAGCCUGCCUGGACCCAAUGAUAACCACUGGCUCAUGGGCCAAUUUCCAAAGAUCGGCGCCGAGGCCACAGGCUUGCCUAUGAUGGAGUGGAGCGUCUGCUCAUUUCAUCACCCAAAGCGCUUUUCUGAGGUUCUUGUCACACGCAACUACGACUUUGAGAAGCCAAAUUCCAUCCGCUGGUCUCUUGGUCGCUCCACUGUCGUCGAGAUCAGCGGCUGGGCCUCCCGCGUCACACUCGACAUUAUUGGCGUCGCCGGCCUGGGUCGCGACUUUGGUGCCGUGCGAGACCCUAACAAUCCUCUCACUAAGACGUAUGAGUACGUGUUCAAACCCAACAAACAGGCCCAGAUCCUCGCCGUCCUGGGCCUCCUCCUGCCGGGACCGAUCGUGAAUGCUCUGCCUCUCAAACGCAACGGCGAUAUUGCUGAGGCCUCGGCCGUCAUUCGCGCCACCUGCCGUCAACUCAUCGAAGAGAAGAAAGCCAACAAGACUCGCAGCACCGACAUACUGUCUGUGGCUCUCGAGAGCGGCGCCUUCACUGACGACAACCUUGUCGACCAGAUGAUGACCUUCCUCGCCGCCGGCCACGAGACGACCGCGUCGGCCAUGACCUGGGCCAUCUACCUGCUGUGCCUGCACCCUGACGUCCAGUCUCGCCUCCGCGACGAGGUCCGCCGCAAUCUACCCUCCCCCAACGACACUGGAACUUCCGUCUCGGCCCCCGAUAUUGACCACCUCCCCUAUCUUUCCGCCGUUUGUGCCGAGGUCCUACGCUACUACGCACCCGUUCCCAUGACCCUGCGUGAGGCCGUCCGCGAUACCACUGUCGACGGCGUGCACGUCCCGCGGGGCACACGCAUCAUGCUCUGCCCGUGGUCCGUCAACAAAGACGCCUCACUCUGGGGCCCCGACGCUUCCUCUUUCCGACCCGAGAGGUGGCUGGGCGCCGGCUCCGGUAGCGGUGGCGCCAGCAGUAACUUUGCUUACAUGACGUUCCUGCACGGGCCGCGGAGCUGCAUCGGGCAGGGCUUUGCUAAGGCGAGUCGCCUGCAUACUAGCUGGCUGGAUCGGCGUUUGAGUUUGGACUCGCAAACCGGGACGAGUACGACGAGAAGAAAUUGGAGAUCAAGGGUGGUGUCACGGCGCGCCGGCGAAAGGUUUGCGGGUGCACACGCGUGUCGUUUCGGGAUGGUGAGCCAUUUGGAGAUAUAA
Verticillium alfalfae VaMs.102 is the source of this 1398-nucleotide messenger RNA. Its product is annotated as cytochrome P450 2D20. The coding region runs from base 1 to 1398 and encodes 465 amino acids. Gene Ontology annotation, molecular function: heme binding; oxidoreductase activity, acting on paired donors, with incorporation or reduction of molecular oxygen; iron ion binding. The record is from RefSeq and is a predicted model, not a curated record. NCBI's taxonomy places the organism in Eukaryota, Fungi, Ascomycota, Sordariomycetes, Glomerellales, Plectosphaerellaceae. The transcript has 3 exons.